GAGCAUAGGCUGGGGGUCAGGAUGAGGAAAAAGAGAUGGGAAAGACUUCCCCCCACUUCCCAGUAAGAAGGCCCCGUGAUCAGCUGGAGCCACUGGCAGUUCUGGCCAACCUCGGAACUUACAUAAAGGGACAAUUGGAGCCUGAAAAUCCACAGUGCUGACACUUACAGGGCUUGGAGCACAGGGCACCCCGACAUCAUGAGUUGGUCUUUGCACCCCCGGAGUUUAAUCCUCUACUUCUACACUUUUGCAUUGCUCUCUUCAACAUGCCUGGCAUAUGUCGCUUCCAGAGACAACUGCUGCAUCUUAGAUGAAAGAUUUGGUAGCUAUUGCCCGACUACAUGUGGAAUUGCAGAAUUCCUAAAUAAUUACCAGACCGAAAUAGACAAGGAUCUACAGACUUUGGAAGACAUCUUAGGUGAAGCUGAAAACAGAACAUCACAAGCCAAAGAACUGAUCAAAUCCAUCCAAGUCAUCUAUGAUCCUGACAAACCAUCACGGCCAAAUAGGAUAGAGGCUGCUACUAAUAAUUACAAGAAAAUGACGGAAGAUAUUAUGAAAUAUGAAGCAACGAUUAUAGCACACGAAACAAAUAUUCGAUUUUUGCAGGAUAUAUAUAAUUCAAACAAUCAAAAGAUCAUUAACCUGAAACAGAAGGUAGCCCAGCUUGAAGAACAGUGUCAGGAACCUUGCAAAGAUGACGUGCAAAUACAUGAGACAACUGGGAAAGAUUGCCAAGACAUUGCCAAUAAGGGAGCCAAGGAAAGUGGGCUUUACUUUAUCAAACCUCUGACCUCUAAGCAGCAGUUCUUAGUCUACUGUGAAAUAGAUCAAUCUGGAAAUGGAUGGACUGUGCUUCAGCAGAGGCUUGAUGGCAGUUUGGAUUUCAAGAAAAAUUGGAUUCAAUACAAAGAAGGGUUUGGACAUCUGUCUCCUACUGGCACUACAGAGUUUUGGCUGGGAAAUGAGAAGAUUCAUUUGAUAAGCACACAGUCUGUUAUCCCAUAUGCAUUAAGAGUGCAGUUGGAGGACUGGAAUGGCAAAAUCAGUACUGCAGACUAUGCCAUGUUCAAGGUGGGACCUGAAAAUGACAAAUACCGCCUGACAUAUGCCUACUUCAUCGGUGGGGAUGCAGGAAAUGCCUUGGAUGGCUAUGAUUUUGGAGAUGAUCCUAGUGACAAGUUUUUCACAUCCCACAAUGGCAUGCAGUUCAGUACCUGGGACAAUGACAAUGACAAGUUUGAAGGCAACUGUGCUGAACAGGAUGGAUCUGGUUGGUGGAUGAACAAGUGUCAUGCUGGCCACCUCAAUGGAAUUUAUUACCAAGGUGGCACUUACUCAAAAGCAUCUACUACUAAUGGUUAUGAUAAUGGCAUUAUUUGGGCCACUUGGAAAUCCCGUUGGUAUUCCAUGAAGAAAACCACCAUGAAGAUAAUCCCAUUCAACAGACUCACCAUUGGAGAAGGAGGGCAGCAGCACCACCUUGGGGGAGCAAAACAGGCUGGAGACAUUUAAAAGACAAUUUCAAAGUGAUAUACUUUUUUUAAAGGACUUUAUCUGAACAGAGAAAUAUAAUAUUUUUCAUAUGGGACAAUGGACUUGUAAACCCUCACUUCGUUUUAAGAAAAAAAAGAAUCCAUGUUGAAAACUCCACUAACAGUUUUAUGCUGGUGAUAAUUUAUCUACAUGCCAUUUCAAUAAACAUUUUGUUUCCUAAGACUAGA
Rhinolophus ferrumequinum (greater horseshoe bat) is the source of this 1724-nucleotide messenger RNA. RefSeq names its product fibrinogen gamma chain (gene FGG). The transcript has 10 exons. The record is from RefSeq and is a predicted model, not a curated record. Gene Ontology annotation, biological process: blood coagulation; platelet activation; protein polymerization. Gene Ontology annotation, cellular component: fibrinogen complex. Gene Ontology annotation, molecular function: signaling receptor binding. Bases 199 to 1515 code for a protein of 438 amino acids. NCBI's taxonomy places the organism in Eukaryota, Metazoa, Chordata, Mammalia, Chiroptera, Rhinolophidae.